UCCCCUCGCUCAGCACGCACCAUCAUUUGGGCCAAAAUGCAAUCAAUACAAAGAGAUGGCAUUUCUUAUCUGGCAACCCAACGAGACCAGAUGAGCAGAAACCGUGUACGGUGUCAUCAGAGUGAGUCCUCCAGGUGGGUCCAGGUCCUGGUCUGGGAGCUGCGCAGUGGACAUGCGCGGAGCUGCAGCGAACAUGGCGGCCUGCAUCUGACAGGGUCUCUGCUGGAACCAGCCCGGUCCAACGAGUCUCUUCAGGUCCUGACUUGUGUGACGGGGAUCAUGGGUCGAACACCUCAGAGAGAUCCAAAAGAGGAGAAGAAGGAGAGACGGAGCAGCAUCUCAGCAGGUUCUGCCCUCGACAAAUCCAACGAACCGUUCAGCUGGGAGGAGUACCUGAGGGAAACCUCGUCCUCGGCAGCCUCACCUGCCUGCUUCAGACAGUCCAGAGUCCCGCCCCCCAACGAGUUUAAGUCAGGCAUGAAGCUGGAGGCCCGAGACCCUCGCAACUCCAACUCUGUGUGCAUCGCCACGGUGAUGGGCAUGAUGGGGACGCGCCUGCGCCUGCGUCUAGACGGCAGCGACAACACCAACGACUUCUGGCGCCUCGUGGACGCCGCCGACAUCCAGCCAAUAGGAAGCUGUGAAAGGAGCGGAGACAUGCUGCAGCCCCCGCUGGGUUUCAGGAUGAACGCGUCCUCGUGGCCCAUGUUCCUCCUGAGGACGCUCAGCGGAGCAGAAAUCGCUCCGGCUUCAGCUUUUAAGAAGGAACCUCCCAGUCCCGUUAAAAACCUAUUCCAGCCUGGCAUGAAGCUGGAGGCGGUGGACAGGAAGAACCCGUACCUGAUUUGUCCCGCCACUGUGGGCGAGGUCAGAGGUCAGGAGAUCUUCAUCAUGUUUGACGGCUGGAGAGGAGCCUUCGAUUAUUGGUGCCGCUUCGACUCCAGAGACAUCUUCCCCGUGGGCUGGUGCUCGCUGACCAAACACAGCCUGCAGCCGCCGGGGAACUUCUUCACACUUCCUGGUGCGCUCCUCGCCCCGGUCUCCUCCACCUCGGUGGCUCGUCGUCCCUCCUUCACCUCCUCUUCGUCGUCCUCCUCCUCCUCCAUGCAGACCUCGUACCGCCUGCCCAAUCCCCUGCCUCCCCUCCCCGUCCGCAAGGGGGUCCGAGGUCGGCGCCCCAAGUCUCAGACCAUCGCUCUGCUGAAGGCGGCGGCGGAGGCGGCGGUAAACGGGCAGAGUCCGACUCCUGAACCUCAGCUGACCCCAAAACCUCACAAGAAGAGGGGCCCCAAGCCCAAAAACAAGUGCGAUCAGAACACGGGAUCCGUUACGUGAAGCUGCCCUCGGCCUCCAGCGCCUCGUCCGUGCUGCGCUUCCUGGAGAACAUGUGUCAACAUCUGGAGAGCGACAGCCUGUUCAGCUCGCAGCCGUUCGGCUCCUUCAGCAGCAACACGCGCUUCUACAGCCGAACUAAGUCAGAACCAUCGUCUCUUCCUGAGAAACAAACGUCCAAUGAAGGCUCCUCGAUAGACCCCGCCCCCAGCGCCCGCCCACCUCACAACGCACCGGACUACAGAGCGUCAAAGAGGGAGCGGCCAUUUUACCCAGGGCAAACGCCGCCACCGCUGCGCCGCGUCAGCUCCAACCCCACCGAGCUCGGCCCGAUGAGCACGCACCGACGAGUCGAGGCAGCCAGCUCAACAACCGGUCCGGAUCAGAUGAAACAGGACAAAGAGGGUUCAGGAAACGGCGCCACUUCCUGGUCGGUCGAUGAUGUCAUACGGUUCGUCCAGGAAGCAGAUCCUCAAACCCUCGGCCCGCACGUCGACCUGUUCAGGAAACACGAAAUAGACGGCAGGGCGCUGAUGUUGCUGCGGAGCGAUGUCAUCAUGAAGUACAUGGGCCUGAAGCUGGGCCCGGCUCUGAAACUGUGUCACCACAUCGAGAAGCUGCGACAGAACAAACACUGACAGAACCGUGUUCUCCGGUACUUUCUUAGAACCCAGGUUUUAGGGUUCUGUAAAGGUUCUUUAAAGGUUCUGUAAAGGUUCUGUAAAGGUUCUGAAGCUCAUUCAGGCCUUUAGGUUUGGGUCAAUUUGUAGAAAAGCGAUAAAACAAUGAGAUGAAAAAAGUAAAUACCAAAUUAAAGACUUGGAAA
Molecule: messenger RNA, 2158 nt
Organism: Austrofundulus limnaeus
Lineage: Eukaryota; Metazoa; Chordata; Actinopteri; Cyprinodontiformes; Rivulidae
Product: polycomb protein SCMH1
Biological process (GO): negative regulation of DNA-templated transcription
Cellular component (GO): nucleus
Molecular function (GO): chromatin binding; histone binding
Source: RefSeq, a predicted model, not a curated record